Messenger RNA from Talaromyces marneffei, 750 nucleotides. RefSeq lists its product as uncharacterized. The coding region runs from base 1 to 750 and encodes 249 amino acids. Gene Ontology annotation, biological process: regulation of transcription by RNA polymerase II. Gene Ontology annotation, cellular component: nucleus. The record is from RefSeq and is a predicted model, not a curated record. The transcript has a single exon. NCBI's taxonomy places the organism in Eukaryota, Fungi, Ascomycota, Eurotiomycetes, Eurotiales, Trichocomaceae.
AUGUCAGGCUUCUAUCCUCACCAAGGCCAACGAGCCAUGGAUAACGGAAUGGACGAGGAGUUGGCCCGUCAAUACUACACCUGUAUGGGAUAUCAAAUAGGAUCUCCCUCCAUGACCUCUCAAUUUCCAACAGCCAUGCUUGAUGCAACGGGCUAUGUGCCUGCCAACUCUGUUUCAUCAUCUGACUAUCAUGGCUCGCAGUCAGGAAGACAUUAUCAAAACCCCUAUACAAUGUCUUCCCACCCUACCGCAACCAUGCAAGAAUACCACUCUCAUCAGUUGAUGGCGUCUUCACCUCCAUCAUACCCUGGCUACAUACCUGAAUCAGCAUAUCAAACCUCCAUGCCCUAUCCGCAUGCCCAACACGACGAGUACCUACUGCAAGAUCACGCUCUACGCCGCCAGAUAUCACCCUCCGACGCCCAAGACCUCGAGGAAUACGGCAUACAGGACCCAUCAACCGGAACCUGGCGCUGCCGCUACCCCGGUUGUACAUCAAAAGCUGUCUUCACGCGCGCGUGUGACUUGCGCAAACAUUUCAAUCGACACAAGAAACAUCUCUUUUGCCGCUUUGAUGGUUGCCCGCAGGCAACUGAUGGUGGGUUCUCGAGUAAGAAAGAUCGUGCGAGGCAUGAGGCGAAGCAUAACCCGCAAAUUCCGUGUGAGUGGGAGGGGUGUGAUCGUGUGUUUAGUAGGGUGGAUAAUAUGAAGGAUCAUGUUAGGAGGAUUCAUGUUAGGGGGAGUCGGUAA